AUGCGCUUUUCCGGCAGCAUUUUCGGCCUCAUGGCACUCUUUGCGAUCGGAGCAAGGAGCGCGGCCCUCGACCCCAAGUCAAUGCCCGAAGGCACACAGCUCAGGGCUAGAAGCGAGGCACCGGGCUACGGAGCCGAAGGCGGCUUCGGUCUCACAGGGACGACACCAAGCCCAGCCGCAGCUGCAGACGAGUCUGGGCAGAAGAGAUCUGGCGGCACACAAGCGGCGCAAACAAUCGACUUGCCGAAGCCGGAGGAGGCGCCCGUGACCAGCCAGUCCCGUGGCGUUGAGGCGGCUGCUACCGCCAUGGACCAUCGUGACUGGCGCGACAAGGACGGUCCCGCGGUCAGCUUGCAACGAUACCUCUCCCUCAGUGCCAAGAACCCUGUUUUGACAUCGUCUUCGUUUGCGGAGAGAUACACCGAAGCUUCCAAGUCUGGUAACAAUUCGCAGUUCCGCGAUAUCGGUGCUGGUUAUUUCGGCAAAGUCUUCGAACAUCCGGGUACACUCUUCGUGUACAAGCUCAACAACCCAGGCAGGGAGCUUGACCUGUGGAACAACUAUCUCAUGCACAAGAAGGCGGAGGACAGUCUCACGGCUAUCCCGCAAGCCUCUGGAUACGAAGUGCAGAUCCCGCGCUGCUAUUGGUACACCAACAAGGAUACCAUAUUGUUCUGGGACGACAAUCUCGCGAGAUUUCCAGAUACCACGAAGUUCCCACGACAGCGUAGAGACGUCAUGUGCAUGGAACGCGUCUUCCCCCUGCCUUUCCCGAAUGCGCCCUACUAUCCGCGUCCUAUCAAGGGCGAUGCGGAUAUGAUGGCUCUGUGGACCAUGUUUGCGAGGGAAUACCUUGAUAUCAGCAUGAAGAUUCUGAAUGGAGCCAAGAAGCCGGAGAACGCGAAGGUUCUCGACCUCCCAGCUCUGUUCAUUCGAGGAGUUGAGGAGAAACAAGCCAUGGCCAGUGGGAAGUCCUAG
Anthostomella pinea is the source of this 978-nucleotide messenger RNA. The record is from the annotation of a GenBank genome assembly. NCBI's taxonomy places the organism in Eukaryota, Fungi, Ascomycota, Sordariomycetes, Xylariales, Xylariaceae.